UCGUGGCGCCAUCGAAGAGGAAAGUUGUGGCGAGAGGGAGGGGCUUAGAUCCUGGCGCUGGCGUAAUUUUGUGAAUCUGGAGUGAUUUUUUUCGUGCUAUUCGUGCUAGAAUCCGGCAUUCAGCGCUUUCUUGUGUAAAUUUUGCUGGUUUCGCAGAGAUCGGUGUGCGUGCUCGUGUAUAUAGAUUUUUUUCCUCUUUCUCGACAGGGAUUUUGGAGACCGUGAUUCAUACUUGCACUGUUUUUUUGAUCGCAAGCUUGGAUUUCAUUCGCGUUUUUGUUCCCUUGCUCCGGUUUUUCUUAGAAGCUUGCACGAAGCAAGCCCCUUGCACGGAGGAGCAGCGAGAGAUUUCUAGUAUCAUUGUUUUACAUAGUUGUGUGUUCUUCUGAUUCAUCAUGGGAAACGCUCAACGGAAAGAGAAGGAUGACGGCCACCACAGAACGUCCAAGGCGGCCUCCAAAGUCGCCACAAAGAUCAAAGAGACUGGCAAGAAGUUAAUCGCCGACGAACCAAAAGAUGACUUUGAGACCAUCCAGAAGGAGGAAAUCAAAGGAAUGGAUGAGCACGAAGAGGAGGGCCAAGAGGAGGAGGUUUUUCACGAUCUUGUCCAGCAACUAGACGGGUUUUCGAUGCCUGUGAAGUCGAGUCCAUCUCGUCGGACUCCAGAUUCGUCAGAGAGAUCUUCACUUCCCUUGUCUUCCAAUGGAGAGAGUAGCAGUGAAGGUAAAGCAAGAUAUCUGGGAGGACUCAAGACCGUCGUGGAGGAUUUCUAUAAGCCUGAGAACGAUAUCAAUAAAGAGCGUGAGAUUCCUGGAAAAGCUGAGGAGUCUCCAGUUGGAAUGUCUAAAGUUGAAGCGGAACCCGAAAGUCCUCAAGGUCAGGAAGUUUUUCAUGAUUUACCCCAACAAGUGGUACUUCCCCCGGAGAGCUUUUCUAAAGUUCCAGCGGCUGACGCGCCCUUGAGCACCGAUGAUUCAAGCAAUGAUCCCAAACACGAUCAAAGUCCACUAUCUGAAGCGAUGGCAAUUGAUUCUCCCGCUGUUGUCUCCGAGGCUCUGAAAGAUGUUCCGCCUGAGGCUCCAACGUCUGAUGACUCGCCAGUUAUGACAGAAGACACCAAAGCUACUGAAGAUACUGGACAGGAUACUAGAAAACACGAAACUACGGAUCAAAACAAGGAAGCCGUCAGUGAACGAGGUAUCGACGACCAACUUAGUCCAGCGGCGGAGAUCGAUGCCAAAGAAGCCCCUCUUCAAGGUGGCGGCGUUCCACCCGAUGUCAUGGACAAAGAAAACGUUCCUCAAGCCAGGUCGGAGUUAGAAAACUUGACAGAUAAACCAUCAGAGGAGAAGGAAGUACCCGAAUCAUUACCUUCGGAUGAAGCUCCCGUAGAUUCGACGGUGGGAGUUGAAGACAAGGCUACCGCUGCGGACGAAAAAGUACCACAGAACAUCGAAACCGGAGGGACAGUGGAAGGAAAUGUUGACGAGCCUGAAGACCAUGUAGCUACUGCUCCAGAGAUAACGGAAGCCAAGCGUGAGAAUGUAGCAGAAAGUGGAGAAAGCGAAGUUAAAGCUGUCGAUCAACCCGAACAGAUACCGGAAGAUAAAACUGAGGCCGAGGUCGAAGAAACCGAACCGAAUGCGGAGGAAACUCUGGCGGCAGAGACAGUCGACAAAGUGCCAGAAAGCAAAGAUAAUCAAGAGAAAACGGAAGAAGUUUCUGCUCAAGCCGAAGAGUUCGAGGCUGCUACACCAGAAACCAUGCAUGAAACCGACAAUGUGUCUAGCGGUGACAAAGAACUGCAAAUGGACGAAGCUCCUCCUCAAGUUGAGGAAAAAGUGGACAGCGAGAGUGCUCCUCAGGCCGAGAUUGUGCCGCAAAUGGAAGAAAAAACGGAAGAAAUUCCAACUGAAGAAGAGACGCCACAGGUUGAAGAUAGCAAGAUUGAGGUUGAGUCAAAGGAUCGUGAAGAACCUGUGAGCGAGGAAACCAAUUUGGACAGUGCCGGUGCUGCGAAAGAACAAGCAGCUCCAGUGAGCUUGCCGGAGGAAACAGGCGCUAAAGCGGCUUCUUCUACUACUCAGCCUGUUGAGAGUGAGGAAAGUACUGCGUUAGAAGACACGACAGUGGCUCUUGACGCUACACCGACUGAAGAGCCUGUGCUAAGUGAAGAAGGAGGCGUCGAGCCUCCUCCAGAAACGGCUGGAGCUCAAGGACCUGAUACUUUGGAGGUCAAGGAAGAGGAUACUCUCGAACCAAACGAAGAGUCUAGAGAAGUUGCACCGGAAACUUUUAAUAUUCCUGCGACAACGGCACCUGAUAUCACGGAGAACUCCGAGGUUACGAGCUCCGCUCCUGACGUCGAAACUGAAGUUUCACCCGAUGCAACAGUUGACGACGCUGCUCCAACCGUGGAAGCUGUUUCAGAUGAGAAGGCUGGGGCUGAACUUGACAGGAAAGAGGACACGGGAGUUGAAACAAGUGUUGAAGCAGCGCCAACUGCCGAGACGCCGGAAGAAACUGGUGAAGAAACUGAACGAACGAAAUCACUAGCAGAUGAGCCUCAAGUUGAAGCGGCGGAAGAACCUGAGUAUCAAGUUCUUGAUGCCAAAGCUGAGCCUCCUAGCGUGGUUGAAGAGAGCACUGAUCAACCAGUGACUUUGGCUGAAGAACCAGCAUCAAUUGAUCGUGAUGUGCAAGAACCAACCAUCGGGACAAUGGGACCAGCCGAGGUUGAAGAACCAGCUCUUGGGACGCCAGAGACAACGACAGUGGAAGAACCAGCCGGGGAUAAGUUGGAGACUAUGGAUGACGCUAUUGGUAAAGAGGACGCAACAGCAUCUGAGCCAGGUUUGGAGGAACCUGUUGAAGGAAAAGCAGAAGAACCAGCAUCAACUGAUCGUGAUCUGCAAGAACCAACCAUUGGGACAAUGGAACCAGCCGAGGUUGAAGAUGAGACGCCAGAGACGGAGAAACCGCCCGAGGUUGAAGAACCAGCUCUUGGGACGACAGUGGAAGAACCAGCCAAGGAUGAGUUGGAGACUAUGGAUGACGCUAUUGGUAAAGAGGACGCAACAAUAUCUGAGCCAGGUUUGGAGGAACCUGUUGAAGGAAAAGCAGAAGAACCAUCAUCAACAGAUCGUGAUCUGCAAGAACCAACCAUCGGGACAAUGGAACCAGCCGAGGUUGAAGAUGGGACGCCAGAGACGGAGAAACCGGCCGAGGAUAAGCUGGAUACUACUACGUCAACUACGGAUGACGCUAUUGGUAAAGAGGAAGCAGCAGCCUCUGAGCCAGCUUUAGAGGAAACUGUUGAAGCAAAAACGGAAGAACAAGAACCAACUAUGGAAACAGCCGAGGUUGAACAACCAGCUCUUGGGACGCCAAAGACGACGACUGUGGAGGAACCAGCCGAGGUUGAAGAACGAGCUCUUGAGCCGCCAGAGACGACGACUGUGGAGGAACCAGCGGAGGUUGAAGAACGAGCUCUUGGGACGCCAGAGACGACGACUGUGGAGGAACCAGCCGAGGCUGAAAAACCAGCUCUUGGGACGCCAGAGACAACGACUGUGGAGGAUCCAGCCGAGGGUAAGUUGAAGGAACCUGCUGAUGGUGAAGCUUCGCAAGAGCCGGUGGAGACACCCCCCGUGGACGAACCAGCUCACGAGCCUGCUGAAGUUUUAGAACAAAAUUUGAAGGAACCCGUGACUGAGGAACCAUCAACUGCUAAGUUGGAGGAAGGUGAAGCUUUGGAAGAGCCAGCGGAGGCACCUGUCGUGGAUGAACUAACUUCUACUCGAGAUGAACCUGUCGAAGUUCCAGAACAAGAUUUGAAGGAACCGGGGGUUGAAACAGUUCAAACGACGAGCGAGGAGGAACCAUCUGCUAAUGUGGAGGAGCCUGCUGAAGUUGAAGCUUCAGAUCCUGUCAAAGUUCCGGAAGAGCAUUUAGAGGAUGAAAUAGCUCCAACCACGAGCAAGGAGGAACCAUCGGCUAAGUUGGAGGAGGCUCCUGAAGAGCCAGUAAAGUCACCCGUUGUGGACGAACCAGCUCCUACUCAAGAUGAACCUGUUGAAGUUCCAGGACAACAUCCAGAAGAACUGGUGACAGAAACAGUUCAAGCAACACGUGAGGAGGAGCCUGCUGAAGUCGAAACUUUGGAGGAGCCCGUUGAGACAUCCCCCGUGGAUGAACAAGCUGCUAUGCCAGUCGAAGUCCCGGAACAACAUGCAAAGGAUGAGACUAGUGAGAAAGAACCAUCUUCUAUGGCCGAGGAGGACGAGCCAGUUGUGGAUGAACCAGCUUCUGCUCUAGGUGAGGCAGUCGAAGUUCCAGAGCAACAUGCAGAGGAUGAGACUACGAGCAAGAAGGAACCAUUGGUGGUGGAGGAACCUGCUGAAGUCACAGCUUCGGACGCAGUUCUGGAUCAACCAGCUUCUACGCUAGAUGCUGAGCCAGUCGAACUUCCAAAACAACAUGCAGAGGAUGAGACUGUUCAAACGACUCGUGAGAAGGAACCACCUUCUAUGGCCGACGAGCCAGUUGUGGAUGAACCAGCUUCUGCUCUAGGUGAGGCAGUCGAAGUUCCAGAGCAACAUGCAGAGGAUGAGAAUACGAAGGAACCGGUGGAAGUUACAGCUUCGGAUGAGUCAGUUGCGAAUCAACCAGAUGCAGAGCCAGUCGAAGUUCCAGAAGAACAUGCAGAGGAUGAGACUGUUGAAACAACGAGUGAGAAGGAACCAUCUUCUUUGGUGGUGGAACCCGAUGAAGUCACAGCUUCGGACGAGCCAGUUGUGGAUCAACCAGCUUCUACUCUAGAUGCAAAACCAGUUGAAGUUCCAGUCGAAGUUCCGGAACAACUUGCAGAGGACGAGACUGUUGCGAGUGAGAAGGAAUCAUCUUCUGUGGUGGCGGACGAGCCAGUUGUGGAUCAACCAGAUGCUGAGCCAGUCGAAGUUCCAGAACAACUUGCAGAGGAUGAAACGACGAGUGAGAAGGAACCAUCUUCUGUGGUGGCCGACGAGCCAGUUGUGGACCAACCAGCUUCACAUCUAGAUGCUGAGCCAGUCGAAGUUCCGGAACAACUUGCAAAGGAUGAAACGACAAGUGAGAAGGAACCAUCUUCUGUGGUGGCAGACGAGCCAGUUGUGGAUCAACCGGCUUCUACUCUAGAUGCUGAGCCAGUUGAAGUUCAAGAACAACAUGCAGAGGACCAGACUGUUGAGACGACGAGUGAGAAGGAACCAUCAUCUGUGGUGGCGGAUGAGCCGGUUGUGGAUCAACCAGCUGCUACUCUAGUCGAAGUUCCAGAGCAACAUGCAAAGGAUCAAACGAGUGAGAAAGAACCAUCUUCCGUGGAGGAGCCUGUUGAAGUUGACGAGCCAGUUGUGGAUGAACCAGCUCCUACUCCAAAUGAGCCAGGCGAACUUCCAGAACAACAAGCAGUUCCUGAAACGGUUCAAACGACAAGCGAGGAGGAAGCAGCUGCUAAGUUAGAGGAACCUGCUGAAGACACAGCUUCAGAAGAGCCACUACUUGAGACGCCAGCUGUGGAUGAACCAGCUAAUGAGUCUGUUGAAGUUCUGGAACAGGCUGAAGAGGAAACAGUUGCUCAAACACCAAGUGAGGAACCAGAACCAGCUGUGACUGUGGAAGAGCCCGGGGAACAAGAAGCAGACGAAAGAGCUCUUGAAACACAGGAACCAGUAACGAGCAAGGACGAGCUCGAUCCAGCGGUCGUGAUGGAUGAUCCAGUGGAGGUUCCUGAAAAACAAGUAGACGAACCAGCCAGUGAGACACAGGAGCAAGCUGAAAGAACUAGUUUGGAUGAACCAGCUGCAGAAUUAACCAGUGUGGAUGAGCCAGUUCCUGCAAUGGUGGAGCAUUCUGAAGGAACUCCUGUGCCACAAGAAGCAGUCCAAACUACGAAGCUGGACGAACUAAAACAGGAGAUUCCGGAAAAGCACGAGACAAUCAACAAUGAAACACAGGAACUGGAAGCAAAGGAACCGGCUGCCACGACGGAAGAUGACAAAGCUCUUGAAACAGAAGCAGUAGCUCAAGCAGAUGAACCAAUGGAGGAGCCUGCAGAGAAACACGUAGAGGACGACACACGGGAACUGGCGGAUCAAACGACUGGUCUGAACAAACCAGCUGCUGAAAUGGACAAGCCUGCUGAAGCACAGGAGGAGGAAAGAGCUCUAGAGAUACAAGAGCCAGAACAAGCUGUUACACUUCCUCCACAUGAACCAGCUGAGGAGAAGCUUGUUGGAACUGCAGAAGAGAAUGCUGCUGGAGUCGUGGAGACGCCUGGAGAACCCAAGGAAGUGUCGCAUCAAAAUGUGGAUGAGACAACAGCCGAGAGUUCCAAAUCUCCCACGGAAGAGUCUACUGAAACACCAAGCACAGAAGAACAACCAGCUUCGGUAGAGGAGGAAAAAGUUGGCGAACAAGUUAUAUUCCCAGAAGGUGGCGAGAGCACAGACGCUGCAUCAAUAGAAGAAUCAAAUCCUGCUGCAAACAUUGAAGCGGCGGUGGAAGACCCAGCGGAAACUCCCGAAGCUGACAUCAAGCCACUGGAAAAACUUGAUGCACCAAGCCUGGAAGUAGCCGGAUCUGAAGAAGCUGGAACCGGAGACCGUGCAAUGCCGGAAAGCCAGCCACUCAUUACAGGUGAUCCCGCGAAGGUUGAAACCGUGGAACCCGAACCAAUCCCUGGCAAAACCGAGACACCACCAAGCCUCGAGGAGACUCCACUGAAUGCCGAGGAACAAGAACCAGUUGAGAAGCCAGAGAAGAUUGAAACCACUCCGAAAGACAAUGAAGUACCAGCGGCCCUAGAGCCGGGACAAGCUGAUGAGAAUCCAGUCGUGGAAACAGCGCCGGAUGAGGUUGAGAAAGCACCAGCAGAUAGUACACUAGAACAAAGUACACCAGAACAAAGUGUGGAUCAGACAACAAUAGUUGACCUUGGCGAGAAGUCAACGGAGGAAGUAAACGCACCAAGUUUGGACGAUGAACCACAAGCGACCGAGGUGGAGAAUUUAGCAGCUGUAGCAGAAGAAGUUCCUGCCAAGGAAGAAGAAGAGAGUACAAUGUCAACGGCCGCUGACCCUGAAAAGGUGGAAGAACUGACUUCAAACCCAAAGUCAAUUGCAGAGGAAGCGCACGAGAAUGAGAUGCCAGCAGAACCUGAAACCAAAACCGAACCUGAAAGCAAAACCGAAACUGAAACUACGAAAGAAUCUCAGGAAGACAAGCCCGUUGACUCUGUUGAACCAGCCCAUCACGAAACAACCUCGGAAACAAAACUAUCAGAUGAAACAGCAAAAGUAGAACCAAGCAGUUGAUCGCAUGACAAAACACAGAGCCAAUAUGAAAUAACUGAAAACGCGAAACAGCUCUCUCUACGGAGAGCUUCCAUGGUUUGGAUAAGAAGCUCUGUACAUACAGUUAUAUAGUAUAAAGAAAAUUGUGUUUGGUUGA
Molecule: messenger RNA, 7488 nt
Organism: Selaginella moellendorffii
Lineage: Eukaryota; Viridiplantae; Streptophyta; Lycopodiopsida; Selaginellales; Selaginellaceae
Product: titin
Exons: 5
Coding region: 396-7352 (2318 amino acids)
Source: RefSeq, a predicted model, not a curated record